This is a messenger RNA of Psylliodes chrysocephalus, 5736 nucleotides long. Lineage: Eukaryota; Metazoa; Arthropoda; Insecta; Coleoptera; Chrysomelidae. The record is from the annotation of a GenBank genome assembly.
CUAGCUAGUACUACCUACUUUCUCUUUACCUUACCUCGGUAAAGUGGUACUAUAUUGCAAUCUGUUAUAUUCAGACGAAAUCGCAGGAUAAUUCGACAUUAAAAUUAGAAAAUUUGUGUUGAAAAUUCGCACGUUCGACUGAUAUAUUUCGAGAAAUUUUGUGAAUUUACUAUGUGAAACUAAUUUGUGCGCGAGAUAAACCGUUUAAAUUUCUUUGUGGUAGGUAAGGAAUUUCAAGUGAUUAUGAUAAUACAUUCGAACAGCUGAUGAAGUGUGAAAAAAAGUGUCUAGAAGAUGAAUUACUUUAUUAUUUUGUUCUUUGUUUUUAUGGUUUAUCAUUCAGAUCAACUUUUAAGUAAAACAGAAAAGCAAAGGCAUGAUGGAUGGUUCAAUAACUUAGCCCACCCUGAUUGGGGAUCUGUAGAUAGCCAUCUCAUAAGAAGAGCACCAGCCGCGUAUUCGGAUGGUGUGUAUAUGAUCUCAGGUCAAAACAGGCCCAGUCCCAGGAAACUUAGCAGGCUCUUUAUGAAAGGUACCGACGGUUUAAGCUCCAUGAAGAACAGGACCGCACUUUUGGCUUUUUUCGGUCAACUAGUCACUUCGGAAAUUGUCAUGGCAAGUGAAAGCGGAUGUCCUAUCGAGAUGCAUCACAUCGAAAUAGAAAAAUGCGAUGAAAUGUACGACAAGGAGUGUACAGGAAAUAAAUACAUUCCGUUUCAUAGGGCUAGUUAUGAUAGCAAAACGGGACAAAGUCCUAAUAGUCCUAGGGAGCAGUUAAACCAAGUUACAAGUUGGAUAGAUGGGAGUUUUAUCUAUAGUACCAGCGAACCGUGGGUAAAUACAAUGCGUUCAUUCGAAAAUGGUUCCUUUUUGACUGAUGCAACAGGCAAAAUGCCUAUUUUAAACUAUAUGAGAGUUCCUCUCUUCAACUACCCAGUACCACAUAUGAUGAAGACUUUUAGUACCGAAAGACUGUUUUUACUUGGAGAUGCACGCACAAAUCAAAACCCUGCACUGUUAACCAUUAGUGUUCUCUUCUUCCGAUGGCACAAUGUCGUUGCUUCAAGAAUAAAGAAGCACAAUCCAGACUGGAGCGACGAAGAUAUUUUCCAGAAAGCCAGGAGAAUAGUCAUCGCAACCCUGCAAAAUAUCAUAGUGUACGAAUACCUACCAGCUUUUUUAGAAGAAGAAAUUCCACCAUACAACGGGUAUAAUCCUGACAUUCAUCCAGGAAUAACCCACGUGUUCCAGAGUGCAGCAUUUCGGUUUGGUCACUCACUGAUCCCUCCGGGAUUAUACAGAAGGGAUUCCAGAUGUAAUUUUAAGAAAACUCCCAUGGGAGAUAUUGCACUGAGGCUGUGUUCUACUUGGUGGGAUUCCAAUGAAGUUUUAACCAAUAAUUCUAUUGAGGAGCUUUUAAUGGGUAUGACAUCUCAGCUAGCUGAACGUGAAGAUUCUCUUCUAUGUUCAGACGUAAGAGAUAAGCUUUUUGGUCCCAUGGAGUUUUCGAGAAGAGAUUUAGGUGCUAUUAACAUUAUGCGAGGUAGAGAUAAUGGGCUUCCAGAUUACAACACUGUACGAGCUGCUUAUGGAUUAGAAAAAAUUAGAAAUUGGACAGACAUUAACAAAAAGCUGUUUGAAGAAAGGCCCGAAAUUCUCAGAAUGUUGGUGUCUUCUUAUGAUAAUAACAUUGAUGAUAUUGAUGUAUAUAUUGGGGGAAUGUUAGAAAGCUAUGGAAAACCAGGUGAACUGUUUACAAAGGUCAUUAAUGAACAAUUUACUCGCAUUAGGGAUGCCGAUAGAUUUUGGUUUGAAAAUGAACAAAAUGGGAUAUUUAGCAAGCAAGAAAUAGAAGAGAUAAAAAAAAUUACUUUGUAUGACGUUAUUAUAAAUAGCACCAGUGUUAAAACAACGGCCAUUCAAAAAAAUGUAUUUUAUUGGAUGCAUGGUGACCCCUGUCCUCAGCCAAUGCAACUAAACAAUUCUUUAAUGGAACCCUGCAAAGUUAUUACUGGAUAUGAUUAUUUUGAGGGAAAUGAGCUGGUGUACAUCUAUGCCUGCCUGUUUUUAGGCUUCGUACCCAUACUUUGCGCCAGCGCUGGUUAUGGAGUAGUUAAAUUACAAAACAGAAAAAGAAGGCGCCUUAGAAUUAAGCAAGAAGAACUGAGAAACGGCGAUCUUAAACUACCGGUGGAUACAAUGAUAGUUACAGAGUGGCUUCACGCCAACCAUAAAAGGGCGGUCAAAGUCAAAUUUGGACCUGACGUUGCAAUACACGUCUUAGAAAGAAAAGGUGAAAAACUAAGAACUAUAAAUUUAAAAAAUGUGGAUACAGUUGUAGUCGAAGAAUCAUUAAAUGUAACAUCCAUCAAAAAACCAAUACUUUUGCUUCACGUUCCAAGAGAUUACGAUUUGGUUUUGGAAUUGGAUUCUUUAGCUUCCAAGAAGAAAUUCAUGCAUAAGUUGGAAGUGUUUUUGAAUUCCAACAAGAAAAAUUUAUUUUCAACACCGAUUGUACGAGAAUUACUAUUAGCCAAAGCUGAAACCCGACAAAGACGUGAAAGAAAAUUGGAACACUUUUUUAGGGAAGCGUAUGCUUUAACGUUUGGUCUAAAGCCUGGAGAAAAGAGACGCAGAUCGUACACAAACGCAGAUGGUGAGGUAGUAACGGUCAUGAGAACAUCUUUAACCAAAGCUGAAUUUGCGAGUGCUCUUGGUAUGAAAGCAGAAGCUGUUUUUGUCACUAAAAUGUUCAAUAUUGUUGACAAGGAUAAAGAUGGCCGAAUUUCGUUUCAGGAAUUUUUGGACACAGUGGUACUUUUCUCGAGAGGAGCUACAGAAGAUAAAUUACGUAUUAUUUUCGAUAUGUGCGAUAACGAUAGGAACGGUGAAAUAGACAAAAAGGAGCUGUCAGAAAUGUUAAGAUCUUUGGUGGAAAUUGCCAGAACAACUAGCCUAUCAGAUGAUCAUGUGACUCAACUUAUAGAUGGAAUGUUCCAGGAUGCUGGUUUGGAAUAUAAUAACUACUUGACCUAUGAUGACUUUAAAGUACUGAUGCAAGAAUAUAAGGGCGAUUUCAUAGCCAUCGGUUUGGAUUGUAAGGGUGCUAAACAAAAUUUCUUAGAUAUGUCAACUAAUGUAGCUAGAAUGACCAGUUUUCAGAUAGAACCUAGCUUAGAAGAUAAGAAAAAAUUUUUGAGGUUGAAAUGGGACACACUAGUCACUUUCUUGGAGGAAAAUAGACAGAAUAUAUUUUAUUUAUUUUUGUUUUAUGUUGUUACAAUUUUGCUAUUUGUGGAAAGGUUCAUACAUUAUUCAUUUAUGACAGAACACACUGAUCUCAGACAUAUUAUGGGCGUAGGAAUAGCCAUUACAAGAGGAUCUGCUGCAUCACUCUCAUUCUGUUACAGCAUCUUACUUUUAACAAUGUCUAGAAAUGUAAUAACAAAAUUAAAAGAUUUCUCUAUACAACAAUACAUACCCCUAGACGCUAAUAUCCAAUUUCACAAAAUAGCCGCUUGUACGGCCUUGUUUUUUUCACUUUUACACACAGUUGGACAUAUCGUUAACUUUUACCAUGUGUCUACACAGCCCAUUGAAAAUUUAAAGUGUUUAACAAAUGAAGUGAGAUUUCCAUCUGAUUAUAAGCCGGGUAUCACUUUUUGGUUGUUCCAGACCAUCACAGGAGUAACCGGCGUCUUAUUAUUUAUCAUUAUGUGUAUAAUAAUAGUUUUCGCCCAUCCUACAAUAAGAAAAAAAGCCUACAAGUUCUUUUGGUUUACACAUAGUUUGUAUAUUGUAUUUUAUGUACUAUGUUUGAUACAUGGUUUAGCAAGGCUGACGGGAGCUCCGAGGUUUUGGUACUUCUUUAUCAUUCCUGGUAUAAUUUUCACACUGGAUAAGGUGGUUAGUUUAAGAACAAGGUAUAUCCCAUUAGAUGUAUUAGAAACAGAAUUGUUACCUUCAGAUGUGAUUAAAAUAAAAUUCUACAGACCUCCAAAUUUGAAGUAUUUGUCAGGCCAGUGGGUCAGAUUAGCUUGUACGGCAUUUAAUUACGAAUUUCAUUCUUUCACCCUUACAUCUGCUCCGCACGAGAACUAUUUGUCUUGUCAUAUAAAAGCUCAAGGCCCUUGGACUUGGAAGUUACGUAAUUACUUCGAUCCUUGUAACUAUAACCCUGAAGAUCAACCUAAAAUAUUACUAGAAGGUCCGUUUGGAGGAGGGAAUCAAGACUGGUACAAAUUUCAAGUUGCUGUGAUGGUAGGGGGUGGUAUUGGGGUCACCCCAUAUGCAUCCAUUCUUAAUGAUUUAGUUUUUGGAACGUCUACCAACAGAUAUUCAGGAGUAGCAUGUAAAAAAGUCUAUUUUCUAUGGAUUUGUCCUUCCCAUAAACAUUUUGAAUGGUUCAUUGAUGUAUUGAGGGACGUAGAAAAAAAGGAUGUUACAAACGUAUUAGAAAUUCAUAUUUUCAUAACACAAUUUUUCCAUAAAUUUGAUUUAAGAACUACAAUGUUAUAUAUUUGCGAAAACCACUUCCAAAGAUUAUCAAAAACUUCAAUUUUCACAGGAUUAAAAGCUGUUAAUCAUUUUGGUAGACCAGAUAUGACGUCUUUUUUGAAAUUUGUCCAAAAACGACAUAGUUAUGUAAGCAAAAUUGGUGUCUUCAGCUGUGGACCCAGACCCCUAACAAAAAGUGUGAUGUCAGCUUGUGAUGAGGUGAACACAGCUAGAAAACUUCCUUAUUUCAUUCACCAUUUUGAAAAUUUUGGAUAACUUGUGCAUUACUUAAUUUGUAAAUAAUGUGUAUGAGUGAAUUAUUUUAUUUAUUCAAUAAAUUAUUUUUAUGUAAAUCACUGAAAUGUUUCUUUUCUCCUUAGUUCCAAAGUCUUUAUAAUGAUUCACUAACAUAUUAACUUGGUUUGCAAUUAUUCACAUCUUGACUUUCAGGUUCAACAUUUUUAAUUUCAUUGUACAAAGCCUUUUCAAAAUCCAACAGUUGUUUAGGUUUUUGGUAAACGAUAAUUAGUGUAUUAAAUUUAUGAGUGAAGGAUACAUUGGCUUGCUCUAGCAUAAUAUUUAAUCUCUGCAAAUCGGGAAUGGGUAAUUUUUUAAAAUAUUUUUUGUUAGUUGUUCUAACUACAAGGCAGUGUUCAUCAGUAUUUGCUGUUACGGUGUACGUUUCUACUGGAUAUGGUAAAUUUCGGAUUCUCCAUUCUAAAUUAAUCCUUGUAUUUCUUCUAGAUACUAUUGGCUGUCCAGUACUUUCCUUAAUGACCUCAUCUCCUUUACUGUUGUAAGUAGGCUCGGGAUCUCCAAUUUCAAUAUCCCAUUUAUCGUCAUCGGCAAAUUUGCCCAUACAUUUCCAUGCUCUUCUAGUUAAAACAUCAGUGUCCAAAUUGUAUUCUUCAACCAUUUGCUGUCCAUUCUCUAGUUCGUAAUGAAUUUUUUUCAAAUUUUUGUCUUUUAAACAAGACUUUUUGGCGUUUUUCAACUGUGUAAACCAGUCAGUCAUCUCUGUUCGCAUAAAUAAGCAAACAAGUUUUAUCAAUAUUAUAACUUUGCUCCUUUUUGAAUGUUUUUAUUUUGAAAGAAUUGUCUGUCAAAGUCAAAUUUAUCUGUCAAAUUUCGGGGCUACCAACAAUAAUAAAAAGCAACAGCGAUACGCCCUCUGGGGGUACAUUUUAUAAUAAAUGUAAGUUGACAACAAAUCUGUCUAUUUUUUAAAGUCAAAAAUAU